Messenger RNA from Aphanomyces astaci, 4366 nucleotides. RefSeq lists its product as hypothetical. Lineage: Eukaryota; Oomycota; Saprolegniomycetes; Saprolegniales; Verrucalvaceae. The coding region runs from base 40 to 3741 and encodes 1233 amino acids. The transcript is spliced from 15 exons. The record is from RefSeq and is a predicted model, not a curated record. Gene Ontology annotation, cellular component: Golgi membrane; cytosol; Ric1-Rgp1 guanyl-nucleotide exchange factor complex. Gene Ontology annotation, molecular function: protein binding; fatty-acyl-CoA binding. Gene Ontology annotation, biological process: retrograde transport, endosome to Golgi; intracellular protein transport.
UUUGGAAGGAGAGUAUCUCCAUUGUGAUCUCGAUUCUGCAUGUGGGUAGCGCGCGGCCUGCCGAGGGUAGUCAAGCGUGAAAAUGAUGAGGAUGUUGUGGGUUUCAGCGCCCUCGGACACUGGAAAGUCGAUGUGACGUCGACGUACAUCCAGCUGCGGUGCAUGCACCACAAAGACGCACCGCCGUAUCGUCCACAUCGACUGUCGCGACAGACAGGGUCGACCCCGCUCGCGUGCGCGUUCCUUCCACAUGCAGACACCUCUCGCAUUGUGGUCCUUACCUCUACCACGUUGGAAAUGUACAGCUACGCGUUGGAUUUGACGGAUGGGGUGCGGCUUCACGCGCACGAAUCCAUUGCGUUCGCAGGAAAGGACGGCGACACUGAAGUAGGGCGAUGUCUUGCCGUGAACGAAGAUCACAUCUUUGUCGGGACGUCCACGGCACGAAUCAUGGUCUUUCGCUGGGCGUUCAUGGGCCACGGCGGCGUUGUUGUUUCUCCACUCCUUGUAGAAAACAGCUCCAAUUCUCCUUACACCACGACAUCGGAUGCCGCGUCGAUUCAAUGCACUUCCAUUGCAUGCAACUUGUCGUUUCAAUUGUCUAGCCACGUCGUAGUUGCUGUGACGUUGUCGAACGGGAAGUGUGUCUUAGUGACAUUGGCGUCUCCAGCGGAAUCGUCGGGGGCGUUGCACUUUCAAAGCGUGGAGAGGGUGCCGCCGCCGCCUGCGUCCGCCUUAUUUUCCGCCGUCGCGAUGGAUGCAGGUGCCGGUCUUCUGGCAGUGGGGGCAACUGACAGCACUGUGCGGGUGUUUCGGCUCCAUCAUCCCAAGAAAGCAGCGCCGCGCCGCUCAGCCUCGUCCAUGGUGGACCUACCAGGUCUCUUACAAAGCGAAGGAAACAUGCAUGUCCAGCUGCUGUCGCUGGGGUCGUGGGGGUAUUCUAGCGACGAGUUGGGGCAUGUGUCGAGUCUGGCGUUCACUGAAGACGGGCGUGCGGUUGCGAUUGGAUAUGCCCAUCGUGGCUUCAGUGUGUUUUCUACGGACGGAUGCAAACUCAUGUCGUCGCUGCCGCAACAACUGGGCGACGUUUCCCACAAUGAAAUCGCUGCGUACGGUGUCGAGCGAGUGAGCUGGACGUAUGCCACGACCUCGUUGGUGAUUAUUCCCAACCGAUUCUGUGCCCCCGCCAAGCCAGUCGAAGUAGCAUCGAGUCGCGAUCCCCCGUUGUGUCAUAUGGUGGAUGUCCAGCUAGUCAAAGACGCGGACGGGUUGUGCUUGUCGUUGGCGGGGGAACCCAACCAAACGGGCGCGUGGGUGCGGCCUGAAGCGCCGUUUGUCCCUCGCCAGUCCACUGGCGGUCCUGGUCCUGCCCAACUCUGCACGAAACUGCACGGCGGCGAGCUGUUGUUGUCGAUUGAUGGAGUGUCCGUGUGGCAAUCUCCAUUUGACGCGAUCGUGCACCAACUCCAAGCGAUUCCGGCUGGAUCGACGGUGGCUCUAGCCUUCCUCAAAGUCUCGUCCAAGCAAGUGUUUCCACUGGCCGUGGCCGCGAUCGAAUCGUUUCGUGAAUCGGACAAGUUGCUUGUAUGGACUGCUGACCACUCAAUUUACGAGUACAGUUUACGCAUGCAAGCGCUGUAUGGAGACUGUCCGGUGGCGUCGGCUCCGUCGUCGCUCGUGGACUCUGACGCCCACGCCAAGUUCAAUGGGUGGACAGCGUUGCGCGAAUGCUCAAAAGACGUGGCCAUGCACCGGUAUAUCAAGCUGUACUUGAGUCUGUUUCCGACCAUACAUCCCCAGCAAGCGUUGGAGAACCUCGUUCAACCAGAUGCGUCGUCUGUAGAGUCGAACGAGGUGGUGACGUCGACGGCGGUGGUGCUGCUGCUGGACUUUGCCAGAUCUGUGCUUCCCCUCGACCGGAGUGCGUUGCAUUUGGUAGAGUCGGACGCGGUCGUGAUGGUCGCCACUCAAAGCUGCAACGAUCCGUGUGGCGUGCUGAGCUCCGCGACUGUCCCUGUUCCAUCAGCGUAUGCCCAGGCCAAUCGUCCAUUGCAGCAUGUGGCCGUGAACGCUGCCGACUCGCGGCUCAUCGUAGCGGGUACCCGAGGGUUCGUCCUCUUCAACAAGCGCACAAGCAAAUGGCUCCUGUUUGGAAGUGAAUUGGAAGAGCAAUCGUUUGCGGUUGUGGCGAUGGCGUGGUGGAGAGAUGACGCGAUCGUCGCGCUGGUUCGAACAACAACGGCGUCGCAGCUCUUUCUCGACGUCUUUCCCCGCAACCGACUGGAUUUGGACUCUCGAAAAGCGCACAUUGCCAUCUCGGACAACGUGUAUGCCGUCACCGUCGACGACAAUGCCGUGUACUGCUUGUCCACGUCCAAGUUGUGGGUGUACCGCAUCACCAGCAGCGGCACCGUCGAGAGCUCUACCGACGCUUUUCAGUUGUCGCUGCAGUUGUGCCGGACAGAGCCGCUGCCUCUGUGCAAUGCCAUACAAGGACACGCGCGAUGUCUUCGUGCGAUCCCGCGGCUGACCCGGCGAUCGGGGCACUCGGUUGAAUCCUCGUCGUGGUUUGGAGGGGCGGUCUGGUCGUCGCUCUUUUCCGACUCGACCAAUCAAUGGACUCUACCGCGCUUUCUCGUCCUUGACCAAGUGAAUGACGCGUACUUGUGGGACCCUGAAACCAAAAUCCAAACGCUGGUCGCCAACGACAUCACCCAAAUAUCCCACGUGUCGCCUCCAGAAUGGCCGCUUGUGUGCUCCCAUGUCGUGGGGCUGUACGGUCGACACGGGUACCGCGUGUGGUGGCCGUUCCUGGACGGAAUUGCGUUUGCUCCUCCAGUGGACCACGACAUUGUGCUGCAAUUUCUCCAAGCCAACGACCCGCUUCGCGCAAAGUACAUUGCCACGUCGCAUGCCAACGCUUUGACAUGGGAUGCCUAUGUGGGGUUGUUGGCCGAGUAUGGCGUCCACGUCCAACACGGGAGCGAGAGUGCCGUUACUCCGUCGAGUACUUUGUCGUCCAUGCUGGUCGAUCCCCUGCUUCGAUUCAACCCUGAAGUGCAAAUUCUUGGGAUUUUGCCCGACUUUGGUGUCCUCGUGGGUGCAUUCCAAGAGAAUUACACGGGUGUGUUGGACUUAUCCUGCCGCGUGCAGCCGUUUGUACACACGACAGUUUGCAAUUUGCUGCUCCACCACCAGACAGACCUGGCAGCGGCGAUUUUGAAAGCCAUGCCUCGACAAUGUGCGCUGACAACGCUGACGCUAGAGCUGGUUCUUGUGGCGAUAUUGGACAAGUGCUUCGAGUCGAAAUGGAGCGUGGCGGUGCUAGAGAUGGCGCUGACGCUGCUCCAGAAAACAGACCAGGACAUGGAAACGUACUGCGAAAUCGUGGCCAACGUGGCUCGCAAGGUCGAGCCGAACCGGCUGCCGCUGCUGUUUCCACUGGCGGGAGACCCCACGCAGUUGCUGCAGCUUUGUCGCCAGCGCAACGAAGUUCGAACGGUGCAUUGCAUGCCCCCUUGUUGUUUCAAUGGAAUACCCAUCUCUGACAAAUAUAUAUAUAUUGUCUUCGGGAGAUAUAAGUCAUUAGAUUUUUAUUCCCAUGUUUGUCUUAUACAUAAAUGCCAUGAUAAAUCAACUCAAUUUAUAUAUAUAGCCAUGAGAAAUCAAUUCAAUAUUUUAUGCUGUGCGAUAGGCGGCCAACUUUUUGUUGUGUCUGGACGAAUCCCCCGUCGCAACUGAAUCGUCCAAACAUAUGAUUCGACCACGAACAAAUAGCUACGCGCAAUUUCAAUCUCGCAGUGCGCUGGCGUUUGAGUUGUUGGUGGAUUGCUGUGAAAAGGACCAAUUGCCGCUGGCGUUGCAAGUGGUCCGAGUGGCGAGGGCGUGGGAGCCCGAUCAUUAUCGGUCUCACACCAAGGACAACCAACAGUAUGACAGGUUCAUUGACGAGCAAGUGGGCAAGUAUGCGUUCCAGAUGCUGGUGCAGCACCGAUUUGACAAAGUGGUGUGGCUGUUGACCCAAGUCGAAGCCACGUUGCCGACCCUGCACGGCCAAGAGCUAGGGAUCACGGACAAAAACAUCCCAAUCAUUCAAACGCGAUUGCUGGCGUUGUUGUCGCAGGCCCAAAUGAGAAAACUACACGCGGGAGUGGUAGCUGCUCGGUAUGAGCAGUGGGCGGCACUGAUUAAGAACUUGCUCGAACAAUCGCCAGCCAAAUUCAAUCGACAGCAACCAACUACCACACAAUAAGACCCAACGUGAGUCAAUCUGAAUCUCCUGCACUAGGUGUAACCCUUCUUGUUUAUAAUUCCUGCACCUUCUACGACCUCCGCCGUCCAAAGUAUUUUAUGUUGCUCUCGUGCA